AAAGUUUAUCCUUGUCAAAAAGACCGCAACUUUCCUUUUUUUUUUUCAUUGAAAUCCAAGUUCUCUCGUUUUUUACAAAAGGAGGAACCCAAAGACACGGGAAACAAGCAAGUCUGGGUUGAAGAAGAGAGAAAAAAGAAAAAACCCACCCCACCCACAAAGCGCAUAAAACCACUGUCCUUAAUAUUACUCUAAUGAACUCAAUGAACUCGAAUUCUGGUCUGGAUGAACCCAAGAGCAACAGGCGCAACAGUGCCUAUGUUCCUGUCCACCGUCGUACGAGCAGCAUUUCUGACCGUCCCCAGGAUGAUGAACAACUGAAGCGUCUUUCCCGAAAAUCUGAAGACACCUAUGACUCCCGAAGGUCGUCCCGCCAGUUCGCAUGGAGCCGUCAACAGCAACAGCAGCAGCAACAACAACAGCGCAAUAACCAGCGAUAUUUCGACGAUGGAGACGAUUCAGAUGAUGUCAGCAUCGCCUCUACACCCGCCAACCGCUUCUCACGCGGUAUCGGUGGUGGCGGCAACGACAUUGAUAGACGAAGCGCUGACAAGCUACAUUAUGCACUUGAGAAUCUCUUAAUACAUGAGGAGCAGCAGCAGGACUGGGAGGAACUGCUGCGUCAGUACGAUCGCUACGAGGAUGUCGAGGACAUCAAGGCGGCCAACCGACGAAGCAAGCGAGCGAGUCGUAUCAUGGAUCCUUUCAGCGAGCCUCCUGCGGAGGUACCUCUGGCGGAAGAGCCAACAGUUAUCCUGGACUGCCAUGACUUUCCGUCGGCAUUCAAGACCCAUCACUUGCACGACAUUUUCCGCGAGUACGAAAACAUGCGUGGCGGUUAUAGGAUCAAGUGGAUGGAUGAUACCCGUGCUUUGAUUAUCUUUGAGCACCACACAACUGCCAAGAAGGCCUACAUCGACAACGUCUCGAAUCCGCUGGCAAAGAUUCGCCCUUACAAUGGGCCGACUGACUUUUUGAAAUCCCCCACCGUCACUCAAUCGCCACGCCGCCCUACGUCCAUUGACGUCAAGAGAGCCAGCUAUGGCGGAUUUGGUCUCAAGUCGCCUGCUCGACCUGAACGACAAAGCCUUCGAGGAAACCCAGUGAUGCAACCGUGA
Messenger RNA from Zychaea mexicana, 1118 nucleotides. RefSeq lists its product as uncharacterized. The transcript has 5 exons. NCBI's taxonomy places the organism in Eukaryota, Fungi, Mucoromycota, Mucoromycetes, Mucorales, Lichtheimiaceae. The record is from RefSeq and is a predicted model, not a curated record. The coding region runs from base 195 to 1118 and encodes 307 amino acids.